AUGUCCAGGCUCCGUUCGACCGCGCUGCGCCUUUCGCGCGCCCUGCAGGCCUCCCUGUCGGGCCGCGGGCAGAUGGGCGGGAUCCACACCUCGGCGGCGGCGCAGGAGCCCCAGUAUGGGGGGUACAUGAGGACGGGCCAGGCGGGGCAUGACGCGGCCUGGGGGAGUGACCUGCCGCCAAGGUUCCUGGUGACCGGGGCAAGCGGGCAGAUUGGGAGUGAGCUGGUGCCCCUUCUGCGAGAAAAAGUUGGGUUUGACAAUGUUAUUGCAAGCGAUGUGCGCACAAGCCGGGAGCUGUUGGACUCUGGCCCCUUUGUGUACUGCGAUGUCCAAGACAAAGAUAACUUGGCCAGGAUUGUCCUGGAGAAUGGGGUGUCGCAUAUUGUGCAUCUGGCCACACUCCUUUCAGCCAUCGGUGAAAAGAACCCCCAGUUGGCCUUGAGAGUCAACACAACCGGGAUUCAGAAUAUCUUGGAGUUGGCCUCAUCUCACAAGCUGAAGAUUUACGCGCCCAGCACGAUUGCAGUCUUUGGCGAAACAACACCAAGGGACAACACGCCAGAUGUGACAGUAAUGCAGCCCCAGACGAUGUAUGGCAUCACCAAAGUUCACCAAGAACUGCUGGGUGACUACUAUGCAGACAAGUUUGGCGUGGACUUCAGGUCACUGCGCUACCCGGGGGUUGUCUCUUCAAAGUCACCUCCGGGUGGGGGCACCACUGACUAUGCAGUGGAGAUAUUUUACGCUGCACUGAAGCAUGGCAAAUACAAUUGUUUCUUGUCUGAAGACAUGGCCCUCCCUAUGAUGUACAUGCCGGACUGCUUGAGAGCCACAUGGCAACUGAUGAUGGCACCAAAGGAAAAUCUCAAGCAGACGACCUACAAUGUGACAGCCAUGUCCUUCACGCCCAAGCAGCUCAGUGCAGCCAUUAAAAAGCUCAUUCCCAGCUUUGAGAUACGUCACAUGCCAGACUAUCGUGAGGACAUUGCCAGGACAUGGCCUGUCUCAAUUGACGACUCGAGUGCAAGGAGGGAUUGGCACUGGGCGCCUGAGUAUGACCUCGAUGCCAUGACCGAACACAUGAUGGUUGAAUUGGAGGCGCGCAUCAAACAGCAAGAGCAGGCCCAGCAGGCGGGUUUCACUGGCAGCAACGAAAUUUUGGACAACGUGGCUGUGGCUGGUGCGCAGCCAUAG
This is a messenger RNA of Ostreobium quekettii, 1194 nucleotides long. The record is from the annotation of a GenBank genome assembly. NCBI's taxonomy places the organism in Eukaryota, Viridiplantae, Chlorophyta, Ulvophyceae, Bryopsidales, Ostreobiaceae.